Alosa alosa (allis shad) is the source of this 4909-nucleotide messenger RNA. RefSeq names its product integrin alpha-V-like. Gene Ontology annotation, molecular function: integrin binding. Gene Ontology annotation, cellular component: integrin complex; external side of plasma membrane. Gene Ontology annotation, biological process: cell-cell adhesion; angiogenesis; cell-matrix adhesion. The transcript is spliced from 30 exons. The coding region runs from base 82 to 3222 and encodes 1046 amino acids. NCBI's taxonomy places the organism in Eukaryota, Metazoa, Chordata, Actinopteri, Clupeiformes, Clupeidae. The record is from RefSeq and is a predicted model, not a curated record.
ACAGUGUGCAAUCGAAGGAGGGUCGGAAAGACGCCAAAGCAUAUGAUUUUGUUGUAUUAUGCUGCGGCUUUCUCUUAUUGAAUGACAAUGCGGAAAGGUUUUGUUUGUUUAGAUACUUUGUUGGUUUUAUUGUUUCAGUGUUCACAAAUAAGUGCGUUUAAUUUGGACAUGGUCAAUCCUUUAGAGUACUCUGGCCCAGUUGACAGCUACUUUGGCUAUUCCGUGGAUUUCUUCUCACCGGAUAACCAGUUGAACCUCCUUAUUGGAGCCCCCAAAUCUAACUCGUCUUCAUCAGCUACAGUGGUGGAGCGUGGAGCCGUGUACAGCUGCCCUUGGCAAGAUGUAAGAAAGUGCCAACAGAUUGUAUUUGACAACACAGGUGAUCGCAGCACUGCUUCGGGGAAAGAGUUCAAGUCCCAUCAGUGGUUCGGUGCCACUGUACGUUCGGAUGGAGAACACAUACUGGCCUGUGCACCUCUCUAUCAGUGGUCCACCCCCAAGUUCUCGGACCGCGAACCUGUAGGAACCUGUUAUCUCAAGAAAGGGUUAAAGAUUGUGGAAUACUCGCCUUGUCGGACCAAUUCUCUUUCUCCUGUUGGUCAAGGAUUCUGUCAGGCUGGCUUCAGUGCAGACUUUGUGAAAAAUGAUAAGAGCAGAUUGGUGAUUGGAGGACCAGGUAGCUUCUACUGGCAAGGGCAGCUGAUCUCUGAUGACAUUGCAGAAGUCCUUAGCAGGGUCACCAACCAGUUUAUCACACCAUAUGGGAAUCAGCUCUCCACAGCAUCGUCUAAUCCAAACUAUGAUGACAGUUAUCUUGGAUAUUCUCUUGCAGUUGGUGAUUUCGAUAAUGAUGGACACGAUGACUACCUCACGGGGGUUCCCAGAGGAGAAAAAGUUGUUGGCUAUGUCACCAUAUUUAACGGGAAAACUAUGGAGUCCGAGGCAAACUUCACUGGAACACAGAUGGCAGCCUAUUUUGGCCAUGCUGUGGCAGCGGCUGAUGUUAAUAAUGAUGGACACUUGGACGUCUUUGCAGGUGCUCCUCUCUUUAUGAGCCGCGGCUCUGAUGGUAAAUUCAGAGAGCUUGGACAGGUGUCUGUAUAUCUGGGCCUCGCCGGGUUUUCUUUCCGGGAUCCAGUCCUCCUAACUGGCACUCAAGUGUAUGGCCGCUUUGGCAGCGCCAUUGCCUCACUUGGUGAUCUUGAUCAGGAUGGCUACAAUGACAUAGCCAUCUCUGUGCCAUACGGCGGUACUGAAGGGAAGGGGUUGGUGUAUGUGUAUAACGGACGAGACAGUGGCAUCGGUCGAGUGGCCUCUCAAGUUCUGCACGGCCAAUGGGCUUCCACAUCCUCCUUGUCGCCAAGUUUCGGCUACUCACUGAAAGGAGCAACUGACAUUGACAAAAAUGGCUACCCAGAUUUGAUAGUAGGAGCCUUUGGAGCUGAUAAAGCCAUUUUAUACAGAGCUCGCCCUGUCGUUAUCACAAACAUAACUUUGGACAUCAUUCCUCAAACCCUAAACUUAGAGGACAAGAAAUGCAAAAUUCCUGGUACAACUACAUCUACCACCUGUUUCAAGGUCAAGUACUGUCUUCAGGCUAAUGGCAAGGGUAUAAAGCUGCCUUCUUCAUUCAAGGUGCAGGUUGAUCUGCAGCUUGAUCGGCUCAAACACAGCGGGGGAAAGAGAGCCAUGUUUGUCCUCAACAAAGCCUCGCAACGAAUAGUCAACAUUACUGUGCCCAACACCAACCAGCCUACCUGUCAGGAACUGGAUGCCUUUGUCAUUGAUGAUUCAGAGUUCCGGGAUAAAAUCACGCCCAUCUCAGUCUUCCUGGAUUACCAGCUGGAUUACGGCACGGCGGCAGACUUGACAGGUCUUCAGCCUGUUCUUAACCAGCUCAGCCCAGGGAAUGCAUCCAGACAGGCUCAUUUUCUACUGGACUGUGGACCUGAUAACAUUUGUAAACCAGACCUACAGCUCAUUGUGAAAAGUGACCAGGAGCAGAUGUAUAUAGGUGAUGAGAGCCCUCUUACUCUUGAUGUCACAGCACAGAACAAUGGGGAGGGAGCGUAUGAAACAGAGCUUUAUGUCUACAUGCCCCCGCAUGCAGACUUUAUUGGCGCAGACAAAAAGGAGGGCCAGCCUCGUCUGUCGUGUGCCUACAGACGUGAGAACCAGACCAGGGAGGUAGUGUGUGACCUCGGCAACCCCAUGAAAGCAGGAACUUCUCUGUCAACUAGCCUGAGAUUUAGUGUCCACCAGCUUUCUGAUGAGGACACUGAAGUAAAGUUUGACCUGCAGAUCCACAGCUCCAAUAAGUUCAAUGGCAGCAGUGCCUUGGUUUCCAGUAUCACCAAGCUGGCUGUGUUGGCUAGGAUGGAGAUGCACAGUGCAUCGGCACCCAAUCAAAUCCUUCUUCCCAUUGCAAACUGGGAGCCUAAAGACCCACCAGUAACAGAAGAUGACAUUGGUCCAGGGGUACAACUCAUAUAUGAGCUGCGGAACAAUGGCCCAAGUGUGAUCAGUAAGGCUACGAUGGAUGUCCUUUGGCCCUCUACAUUUAACAAUGACAGCUUGCUCUACAUCACAACGUACGAACACGAAGGGCCCAUACAGUGCCGCACAGACACCCCAGUCAACUCUCUGAACCUCACAAGUCCUGUUGUGCAGACUAACUACACAGACCUAGAGAGUGGAGACAGCAGGGUAGAGACACGGACGCGGACUCGCCGUGAUGUCGGAGACAAAUCAGAUCUGACCAAAGCAGAAGCCGACCGGGUGACUUUGGAUUGUAACAGAGCAACGUGUUCACUAAUAAAAUGUGAAGUGGGUCGUCUGGAGAGAGGGAAGAGUGUCAUUGUGUUCAUUAAAUCACGACUCGCUGUGACCACCUUCCUCAAGACAGAAAAUCAAAAUCGGUCGUACACUAUUAUUUCUUCUGCCUCCUUCAAUGUCACAGAGAUGCCAUAUAAAAAUCUGGUGGCUAAGCUACCACACAACUCAACCACUAUAAGCACUCUUGUGGAUUCAGCGACAACUGGUACGCAACUGCCUGUACCCACAUGGAUAAUCGCAGUGGCUGUCCUGGCAGGACUUCUCCUCCUGGUUCUUCUCAUCUUAAUCAUGUACAAGUGUGGAUUCUUCAAACGAAGUCGCCCCCCGCAGGAGGACAAUGAGAAAGAGCAACUCCAACCAGAGGCAGAGGCCAGUCCCGAGGCCUGAGUAGUGUGUGUGGCAUAGCAGCAGAGUGUUUGUGUUUUUGUCUUGAAGUAACACCUGGUGACCAGUAGGGUGACUUACGAGCACAGCUUAUACUACUGUUACUGUAACAUCUGGUACUUCAAAUUUAAAGUUGCUGUUGAAAUGUAAAUAUAAGCGUCAUUUGUUUUUAAAACUCCUACGACUGAGGAGUUACCAUUUCAGCCUCUGAUACUGAAGAAAAUCAACUUGAUACUCUGUAAAAUCUUUUCCAAAUGAAUGGUUAUGUGUUUUUAUGCAUUUCUCACCAUCAUUACAUCAGGUUUAAAAAUGUAAGUUCAUAAUAGAUUGUAUUUUUUUGAUAAAGAAAUGUCCUUUUGUUUCACAUUUGAAGCACAUUGGAAGCCAAAGUUGGAACAUUAUUGUAUUGCAAGUACAAGCUUAAGCACUAGUUUUAAGCAGCUUAAGCACUAGUUUUAAUGGAGUUUCACAGAGUUUACCAUGCCAUUAUCAUGGAAUCAUACAGCACAUACACGUAGGGCUUAAAGCAGUGGUUCUCACACUUUUUCUGUCAUUUCUCACUUUGGAGGUGAGGAAUUUUCAAGCCUCACUUCGGUCCGCUGGAUCAGAUGCUAUUUCAAUUCAUAUGUUGGCCUGUUUAUGACUCCUAUGUUUGUGUGUGUGGCUAUUUUGUUUUGAAUCUAUAAUCUUCCUUGUCAAAAAAGAAAGGCAUUAUUAAUCUCUAUUUAAUAAAUAAUUCCCCAUCUAUUUCCCACUAGUGGGGCCCGCCCCACACUUUGAGAACCACUGGCUUAAAGCAGGGAACAUUUCUGUGCCUGACGUAAUCAUAACCAUCAAAGCCGUAAUAUAUACAUUUUCAAAUCCUAAAUGGUCUGGCCUAUGCAUGAAUUCAGACACAGUGCCUGAGAAUGUAAAGACCUACAUACAUACAGCACCUUGUAACUUUAUUUUUUCACUAUAGGGCAUGUCAUUCUUUCCACUGUAGAUUUGCAUUAUUUCUGCUUUCCAGAUGUGUUAUUUGUUUUUUGUUGUGUGUGAACCCAUUUUUUCAUGGGGAGCAUUUUCAGAUGUGCACCUUACUAUUUAGGCCUAUCCAAACAGUUCAGAUGAAGCUUCUUAACAUUCCCAUGUUUUGCUUUCCAAAACAAUACAGCUAUUUACACGUCAUAGAUUGAGGCUGUCAUAUAUGUCUGGAAUCAGCAAGUGCAUACUACUGAAACUGAAACACUGUAACACAAACUGUGCAAUAUUAUUUAUGCAUUUAUAACCACUGUAGAAAAUAGAAACUUAGAUCAACAUCUUUUUUUUAUUUUUUAUUUGAGUUGGGGUUGGGGUUACCAUUGUCAAGGCCCUGCAUGCCUACUGUAGGGCAUCAAUGUUUUACUGGGGGAUUUAGACAUGAAACCUUUACUAAAUGUGUUUUUACAUUAACACAACCCUGAGUAGAUUACCCUACCUCAUCAGUCACAUAAUUUAGAUAGUUACUGCACACUUCUUUCUUCAGGGUCAUUCUUCUUUCUAUUUUUCCCCCUCAUGACCAAUGUUUUUUUUUUUUUACUUAAUGCUGAGCUGUGUUGGCAUUUAGCACAUGUGUGUUGUUAGGCCUACAUGCUAUUUUGCAGAUAUGUUCAUGUUGUAGCCUAGCAUGAAAUAUUUUUUUCAAUAAACUGAACUGGGAUGACAAAGUUGA